This is a messenger RNA of Drosophila virilis, 2592 nucleotides long. The record is from RefSeq and is a predicted model, not a curated record. NCBI's taxonomy places the organism in Eukaryota, Metazoa, Arthropoda, Insecta, Diptera, Drosophilidae.
GAGUUAUUACAGCACCCACUCAGCCUCUGAGGCCUCUUACAACAUGUGUUUGCCUUACAGGCCCUGAGAGAAUGAGCUACUGAACUUAAACUAAGUGUGUUGUUAGAUAGCCACACUAAGAGACAGAAAGAGAGAGUGAGAGAGACUGCGGUAAAUGAGAGAAUUUUGUAAGCCCGCUGCUCACUGUUGAAUUGUGCAAUAUAUACAUCGUAUCGCAGCUGGCACAGCAACAAUACCGCUCGGUACUCGGUACUCAGUAGAGUAUGAAGCACACUGUAUCCUUAUCAGCAUGGCAAUAUGGCGUGCGGGAGAGCGGGAUCGAUCGCCCUAUAAAUGGCGCAGAGCAACAAUUGUUGCUUUUAGUUCUUUGAGGUUUGGCGGCGCGUUUGAAUCGCAGACAGAUCGCUAAAUAGGGCCCCAAAAGAGCCAAUUUGACAAGAGUUUAACGCAAAUCCUGUGAAUUUCGCGAACGAACUGCAUUCAACUGCAUCCAAAUAUAUAUACCCAAAUUUGAACAAUGUGCUGUGGCGAGGUGCUGGCAUAAAAAUGUGCGCGCACAAAAUCUCGUUUGCCUUUACUAGGGGAGCGCACAGCCAGAGAGAAACAAAAUCAUGUACUUAUGACUGUACAACAUCGACAACAACAACAACAACAAGAACAAGCACACAACAACAAGAAGCAACAACAGCAACAUAAACAACAACUGGCUCAAUUAAUGAACGGCGGGCAGCGGGGCACCUUGUAGCGAGACACCGAGACACCGAGGCAGCGAGGCAGCGUCCACUUGAUUGCCUCGAUCUGGCUAGAGCGGGCCAAAGAUAUAUAAAUAAGGAAAAGCAACGCACGCGCGUAUUAACACAUUGGAUGUUCGGUUCUAAACGCGCAACGGUUGUUCGAAAAUUGCGCAUACGCCGCGUGGCCAAUGAAUUAAAAUAAAGUGUUGAAAAGUGUUAAGAAAUAUGAACAGUCACAAUGAUAAGCACGAUCAGCGCCUGGGCCACCGUCGUCAGCCCGCGCUCGGCAAGGCCAUGCCCGUGACAGCCUUGCUGCUCAAUCUGAAUCUAGCGGAGACCAACAGGGCGAGCCAUGCACGCAGCGCAGCUGCUAAUGCUGAUGAGAUUGAGAAUGAGCCGCCGCCGCGUUACUUUAAUAUUGCAGACGAGCUGCAGCCUCCACCGUCGCCCAAUGAGCAUAAUACGCCAGAGCCGCCGCACUACGCAGAUCAACAGUUGCUUGGUCAUGCCAAGGCGGACAUGCCCUGCCUCAACUGCAGCCAACGUACGCCGGAGGGCUUAAGUGGUCCAGGCCUGGCCAUCAAUGAGAUGUGCCAGCGCUUGUGCAACGAUGAGUGCCGACAUGGCCUCUGCUUGUCUGGCCGCCUGGCCACACAGGAUGCAGAGCAGCUGCGCCAGGAUUUCCUGAAGCAAUAUGAAAUUGCGGAAGCGCUAGCCAAGACCUCGGCAAUGACCUCGACAACGCAAAUGAAACAGCGUCUCGCCGCGCGCAAACUGGAAAUGGAAAUCGAGACCCAGGCGGCGGGCACUCAGCCAGCCUGGCUGACCACACCCAGCGGCGAGGCUGCGGCUGCUGCCGUAGCUGCUGCUGCUGCUGCUGGAGACACGUUGCCGCCAAUCGCUGAUUAUGAGUCGCCGCCGCCGCGAGAUUUGCUGUUGUAUCUUGUGAGGUGAGAGAUAAAUGCGAGCGGGCGUGCUCCAUACACAAACAUUGACUGUCAAAACUUGUUGCUGGUGUUGUUGUUGUUGCUCGUUGUUUUUUUUUUUUUUCUGUUGCUAAGUUGUUGCCGCUAUUGGUGGCCAGCGGCAGUUGCGCUUAUAAAUCAAGUUCAUGGCCAACACUGACAAAAUGUCAAGUGUUCUUAGGCAUUGUCAGGCCCCAGUAAACUUGGCUUCAAUCAAAAAAAUAACUAACCUUGCUCAAUUCAUGCGAAAAAUAUAUAACAUAGUUUAUUUUACCUGCGGCUUAAAAUCUAUGUAAAAAAACAUCAGAGACAAAUCAUUUCGUUUUGGUUUUUAGCAGCGCCCAAUUAAUAAUUAAUUAAAUAAGAAUAUGCUCGUUUCUUUUCCCAAUAUUUUCCAGAGCAUAUACUUACUUCUAAAAUAUAUGGUCGUAAGUAUAUGAAAAAUAUUUAAGCUGUGUUGACUCAUGCCACGAUACGAAUAUUUUAGGGAGGAAUUGUAAAUGGCAGAUAUUAACUAUUUUAAGCAGCGAGUCUUAUAAAUACGUUACACUUCAGAGAGAACUUAUUUAAUAAGAAUUUUUUUAUAGAAAUCGAUUGCCAGUUCUUAAUUUGGAACUGGUUUUAGUGUUUUAUUUCGGGCAUUCUUCGACAAACUAUGAUACUAUAUAAUCGGAAAUUAAAAUGCAGCUACAGCUGCGUGUCAACAUUCAAAUUGGCAAUUUUUAGAGCUAGUCACGUGGCGAAUGAUAGCAUUUGUCGCUGUAUCUGUGGCGCAUUGCAAGUGGUUUAGCAAGUGGUUCAACAUGUCCAAAUCAAACCCGCCCCCGCUCCCAGCUGUCUAAAACUAACCGACUAAUGCUUCAAUUUUUUCCACUGUUCUAUUCUAAUCUAUU